UCAAAGUUUUUGUCUCUGUUUUUUUUUUUUUUAUCAUCACAUAAAAGCAAUCACACUCACUUUCUUUUCUCUCCAAAAUCCAUUCUCUUCACUAAAACCUCUCUAAACCCAACAACUUUUGUUUUUCCCAUUUUUCCCCAAUUUAUGACCAAAACCAAACCCAUCAUCUUCAUCUCCACAUCUUAAACAUUAAAUUCUUGAAUCCAUGGAGACAAUCAAAUGCAGAUCAAUCCCAACCCACAAAAGCAAACUAGCCAAAACAUUUCAAAAAGUCAUCAAUCUCAAAACCGCCACAAAAAUCGCUUCCAACAAUGGAAUUGGCAUUUGCAUGCUCACUUCACAGAACAAAUUCGAUCAAGAACACGACCUUAACAAACCCUACAAACCCCACGACGCUAAAGAUAAAAAAAAGGCGGUUCUUUACGCCUUAGCUGCUAAGCUUUUUGCAGGGAUCACCGCCAUUAAAGCAGCUUAUGCUGAGCUUCAAAUGGCCCAGAAUCCUUACAGCAGUGAAGCUAUACAAUCUGCUGAUCAAGCUGUUGUUGAAGAGCUUAAAUCAAUCUCUCAGCUUAAAAGAAGCUUUUUCAAGAACGAUCUUGAUCAUCUUUCUCCGCAAGUUACCGUUAUGCUUGCGGAAAUUCAAGAACAGCAGAGUAUGAUGAAGACCUACGAGAUUACAAUCAAGAAACUUGAGUCUGAAAAAAAAGCUAAAGAUUUGGAAGCUUCUUCACUCAAGAAAAAGCUGGCCGAGUCGAAUUUAUACAACAAAUCUUUAGAAAAAACACUGAAUGCUAGCGGCCCAUUAUCAAUGUUCGAUCAGGUUCAGUUCUUGAAUCUAAACCCUACUCAUUUUGUCCAGUUUCUUCACUCGGCCUUACGUUCGAUGAGAGCCUUUGUGAAAAUAAUGGUACGUGAAAUGGAAUUCGCCCGUUGGGAUAUUCAAGCGGCUGCUAAUGCAAUCGAACCGGAUUUAACCUUCUCUAACCCGACUCAUUGCCGGUUUGCUUUUGAAUCGUUUGUUAGCAAAACUUUGUUCGAAGGUUUUAAUCAGCCAAAUUUUAUGCUUUCGAAUGAAACCCAUCAUUACCAGAACUACUUCAACAAGUUCAAGAAUCUAAAGUCUACAAAUCUGAGACAUUAUCUAACCCAAAACCCGACGUCGUCUUUUUCAAGAUUUACGAGGGGGAAGUAUCUGCAACUUGUUCAUGCAAAAAUGGAAUGUUCUCUGUUCGGCAACUUGAACCAGCGGAAGCUUGUGAACUCCGGCGGGUUCCCGGAAUCCGCUUUCUUCACGGCGUUUCUUGAAAUGGCGAGGAGAGUUUGGUGUUUGAAUCUUUUGGCGUUUUCGUUUGGUGAAGAUGUUAGUGUUUUUCAAGUUAGUAAGAAUUCAAGAUUUUCGGAGGUUUAUAUGGAGAGUGUUACUCACGAGUCUUUGUUGGAUGAUAAUGACGACGGCGUUGAGGGUGAUCUCCGGGUGGGUUUCACGGUGGUUCCGGGGUUCAAGAUUGGUAAAACUGUCGUACAAAGUCAGGUUUAUUUAUCGCCGGUGUCUUCUCCGGUGAGUUCGUGAUAUGUCUUUUUUUUUAUAUUUUUCUUAGAAUAUCGUGUUGUAUAAUUUUGUAUUAUAUUAUAAAAUAAUAGUAAUUGUAGUAAUAUUAUAUUAAUUGAAGUGCUAAGCUGACGCGCUUAACAGCAA
This is a messenger RNA of Mercurialis annua (annual mercury), 1696 nucleotides long. Its product is annotated as protein GRAVITROPIC IN THE LIGHT 1. The record is from RefSeq and is a predicted model, not a curated record. Gene Ontology annotation, biological process: negative gravitropism; response to red or far red light. The transcript has a single exon. The coding region runs from base 206 to 1570 and encodes 454 amino acids. NCBI's taxonomy places the organism in Eukaryota, Viridiplantae, Streptophyta, Magnoliopsida, Malpighiales, Euphorbiaceae.